AUUUAUGUCUUCGCCGCGUUUAAUUGCGCAAAUCCAAUUUUCUUCUUUGUCGGAAACAUCCUCGCGCAGCUUCGCAACGCUAUCGUUGUUGUGGUUAUUGUGUGAAGCAGCGUGUGAAACCGGAAGUAUUUAAAACCACAGAUUCUGUAUAUUAUUUUGAAGUAGAGGCGGUGUCUCCGCGGUGUUUGCUCUUGAAAUAAAAUACAUCUUUCUAAUUUUCUCGCAAUAAAAUCUAAUAUUGAUUUCUCGUUAAUUCAUUGUGUGCGAGUUACGUACAUGCAUGUGCAUCCCACAUAUUUGCAUAAAGAUGAAGUGUUCUUCGAUAAUAUUGUUGCUAUUCGCUUUCUUCGGCCAGUACAUCAUUUGCUCUUGGCAGGUGCAGAGAGGAUGUCCUAUGAUACGAUUGAACAACGGAAGAAUUCGCAUUCGAGGUCGAGGUAGAAUCGCGAGGUUUAAUUGUUUCGAUGGAUUUACUCUUGUGGGCAACAAAUAUUCCACGUGUGUACGUGGGCAAUGGGACACAUCUGUCCCCGUGUGUGUGAACGCGGAAUGUCCCGUACCAUCAGCGCCUAGUCACUCAAUUAUAGUACAAAAAUUAAAUGGUGGAAUAUUAAUGUUCUUCUGCGAACCUGGUUACUUCCUGAUUGGUAACCCUGAAAUUUAUUGCGAUGGACGUCAAUGGAAUGGAACAAUUCCUUAUUGUCGAAAGGCGAACGCAACCGCACCGACACAAUGCGAUUUUGAAAAUCCGGAUCUUUGUUGGUGGGAACAAGACCCACAACACGAUUUUGAUUGGAAACGUCAUAACUUUGAGACACCGAGUUUACAUAUUGGUACUGGUCCGACGCACGAUCACACUUUGGGAGCUGGAAAUGACGGAUAUUAUCUUUAUAUUGAGGCAUCCGGACGAUUGAUAAACGAUACAGCGAGAAUCAUAUCUCCCCUGUACAAUUCUUCAUUGACUAAUUCAGGAUGUUUCUCAUUCUGGUAUCAUAUGUACGGUGCCACAAUUGGCUCAUUGAAUAUAUAUUUCAAGCAAGAGGAUACUACGCCACGAUUGAUAUUCACCAAAAGUGGAAAUCAAGGAAAUCAAUGGUUCCAUGGCAUUUCCGAAUUACCAAAAGCUAACGCCAGCUUUCAGAUUAUUAUAGAAGGAGUGCGAGGUAUCACUUAUGUGAGCGAUAUUGCAAUAGACGAUGUCGCUAUUUUACAAGGAGACGAUUGUAUUGUUAAAAACGAAUCUGUCAACGUAACAGUAAGCGAUGAGGAUCAAAUCGAAAUAGUUAACGCGCAACAAACCUGUCGAGACAGAUGCGUUUCAUCAGAAAGCAUUGCUUCUGUCCCGCCAUUUGGACCGGAGAGUUGCCUUUGCACGAUCGAUUGUGCGGAACGCUCUAUUUGCUGCCCAGAUUACGCUGAAUAUUGCAUACUAGGAUAUAGCACAAUAUUCGAUAAUGUCACAGUAGGAUCACCGAGUGCAGCGACGGUUGCACCGGUGAAGAAUUCUACUCUGACAGGCUUUCCUAUAAAUCCGAAGGAUGACAUCGACCCAGGUAUGUUCAACUCGACGACAUUGACGACUACGCGAAGACCUAACACCAUAACGACAACGCGAAGACCUACGACUACAACACCUCAAAUGAAGCCUCAAACCAAGAAACCGACCAUACGGAGAACAACACCUGCAAAACUAACGCAGCAGACGGAAACGAAAGAAACACCUUUCGUACCCCAGAUAAAAACUUCGACAACGAAAUACAUAGAACUUCAAGAUCGAUCUGAUUUACACACCGCGGAGCAAAAUCCGGAAAAGGUGAAACAGGGUAGAGGCAUCGAAAUACUGGAAAUCGUCGCCGCAGUGGGUGCAACUUUGGUCGUGCUUUGUGUGGCACUUGCGACUGUGAUUAUUGUUAUCAGAAGGAGGAAAACUUAUAAAAGAGGAGCGAGCGGAUCGGCCCUCUCGGAAGACAGCGAUAUGUAUCACACUAUUGUUACCAUCAUUGCCACUAUUUGUUGUUUCCUCGUAUUGAGAGCAACAGCGGAAGAGAUUGUCCAACAGAAUCAACGAUCUCUGGACCUCGGAAAUGUCGCUAUCGAAGAUCAGGUCGAUGGUGGUGCGAUACACACCAGGGAAAAGAGAACAUUAUUCUUGAAAAAGAAGCUGCUGGGCGCUGGUCUUCUUGGUUUCGGUCUUGGAGUCGCAAAAGGUUACAAGGCUGGUUAUUAUGGUGCACCGGAAGUGCAUCACGUUUACCUUUCGCCACCAGAGAAAUAUGUGGAAUUCGUCGAGAAACCCAUUUACAUAGAGAGAAUUGUCCCAAAACCUAUUUAUAAACCGCAUACCGAGUAUGCUGCGCCAGUCUGGUCGCAACCAGACCCAUCCUAUGGGUAA
Molecule: messenger RNA, 2392 nt
Organism: Trachymyrmex septentrionalis
Lineage: Eukaryota; Metazoa; Arthropoda; Insecta; Hymenoptera; Formicidae
Product: MAM and LDL-receptor class A domain-containing protein 2-like
Exons: 12
Coding region: 281-2392 (703 amino acids)
Cellular component (GO): membrane
Source: RefSeq, a predicted model, not a curated record